AUGACCAAGCUUGCAUCCGUCUACAAGACUGACUACGUUCAGUCCCUCGAUCAGCACUCCCAGACAAACCUCAACUCAUCCUGGGUCAGCGACAAAGGAGCUUGGAUGACCAACCUCAUCCUGAUCUUCUUCCUCAAGUUCAUCGUUGGCAUCAUUCCCGGCAUCACCUCCGAACUCAGCUGGACCUUGACCACCCUCAUCUACAACAUCGGAAGUUAUAUUAUGUUCCAUGCAGUAACGGGUGUGCCAUUCGAGUUUACACAGGGAGCCUAUGACGGAAUUACCCUCUGGGAGCAGAUCGAUGGAGGCGUCCAGUUCACAGCAACAAGAAAGUACUUGACCACCGUCCCCAUCGUCUUGUUCUUGCUCAGCACCCACUACACCCACUACGCCCCUUUCGCCUUCUUUGUCAACUUGGUCGCAACUGUCAUCAACCUGAUCGCAAAACUCCCCGCUAUGCACCAGGUCCGUCUCUUUGACAUCAACCAGAAGGUCGAGGGCUCUAACGAGUAA
Molecule: messenger RNA, 513 nt
Organism: Linnemannia hyalina
Lineage: Eukaryota; Fungi; Mortierellomycota; Mortierellomycetes; Mortierellales; Mortierellaceae
Source: the annotation of a GenBank genome assembly